Molecule: messenger RNA, 1258 nt
Organism: Acyrthosiphon pisum (pea aphid)
Lineage: Eukaryota; Metazoa; Arthropoda; Insecta; Hemiptera; Aphididae
Product: histidine triad protein 4-like
Molecular function (GO): catalytic activity
Source: RefSeq, marked provisional
UAAUAUAACAGCAACUCAAUUACCAAACAAAACAAAACGUUUCAAAAUUGUUUUUCUUCCUUUUUGACGAUUGUGCAUUUGUGUAGAUAUCUAACUAAUUAAUAAUUAUGACAGGAGAAUCGCCGACUAAUACGAAUAUCGCUGAAACAACCAACACCCGAGUCAAAAAUUGUAUAUUUUGUGACUUAAUUGCUGCCAAUGAUCCAAAUACUAUUCUUGAGCCUCGAAGCGAUCAAUUUGUAAUCAUUAAAGAUAUUAAGCCAGUGGCUACUCACCAUUUCUUAGUGUUGUGUGACAAACAUAUAAAAAGUGCAAAAAGUUUACAGCCUAAUGAACAGGAUUGUAAUUUACUCAAGAGCAUGGUUGCAGCUGCGAAACAAAUAUUAUUAAACAAUGGUUGUGAUUUGAAUGACACAAGAAUGGGUUUUCAUUGGCCUCCAUUUUAUUCAAUAGGACAUAUGCAUCUUCACGCCAUCAGUCCUGCUAGUUCGAUGUCUGUUUUCAAUCGUUUGGUUGCAUUCAAUCCAAGUUUCAGUUAUGUUUUUGUCGAUGUAGAUUAUGUGCUAAAACGUAUUGGUUGCAAAGACAAAAAUGAAACAGAAAAUCCACCUUCAGUCACAUAAAGCAAAGUGUGAUAUAUAUUUUAUAUGUAUAUAUUUACAACAUAUGCACUAUGUGUUAUUUUUGAUAUAUUAGUAUUUUUAUUCAUUAGGUAUUAUUGUAUUAUUAAUUUAUUUAUUAUUACUAGAGUUAGGAUGUUGAUGACCUAAAAAACACACAAAAAUGCCCUAAAAAAAUGCAAAAAAGCCCUAAAAAAGUGCAAAAAUGCCCUAAAAACUUCAAAAAAUAACCUUAAAAAUUAUCUAAAAAACUAAUUAAGUGAGUGAAAAAACUUAUUUAUAAAUAAUAAUUUUUAUUAGAGAUAUGGGUAUAUUGUGGAUAUAUACCCCACAAUAAUAAUAUUAAAAUUAUUUUUUACUAAUAGUCCAAAUCCAAAGUUACAUUUUAAAUAAAUUAAAUUUGUUUCCAAACUUGGGUGUAAUCUAUAAUUUGUGAAAAAUGCCCCACAUUGUAUAAAAAGUACAAAAAAUGCCCUUAAAGAUGAAAAAAUGACUUAAAAAUGUUGAAAAAUGAUGUUAAAAAACAAAAAAAAAUGCAUUUAUAGCUAAAUAUUAAAAAAAAAUGCAAAAUAAAAUAAGAAUAUUCUGCAUCAAGGGAGCAUGAAACAAAUUUUUAGCUAGGAUAGCAUUGUACAGAA